AAUCAUUAUCAGAACUACUUCCACCACAGUUUUUGAAAAAUUAUAAAUAUAUGGGGAUAUUGCUAAUUCAAUUAUUAGUUACUUUCUUCUUUUUCAUUAUUAUACAAGUAUCAAUUGAGUUCAUUAUAUUCAAUUCAUAUCAAUUCAUACACACAAAUUCACAAAUAAAUCACAAUGGGUAAAGUUUCAGUUGCAGUUAUUGGUCUCAAUGGUCACUUAGGUAAACCAGUUUUAGAAGCUAUUAACUCAGGUAAAUUCGAUGAUAAGAUUGCUUUCCCUAUCAAAGCCUUAACUAGAAAGGAACAAGCUUCCACUGACAAGAUACAAUAUAUCACUACUGAAAUCAAUGAUGAAACAGUUUCUUCUAUUUCUAAGAGUUUAGAAGGAACUGACGUUAUAAUUGAAUUAGUUCAGCCAUCUCCUGAUUUAUUCGCCACUAUUGAAAAAAUCGUCAAAGAAGUUAAACCAAAAUUAUUCGUUCCAUCUCAAUUUGGUACUGAUUUAAUUCAAGUUGAUAAAUUUGCUCCUGGUUUCUUAGGUCUUAAAACUCAACAUUCAGAAAAUGUUCGUAAAUUUGGAAUUAAAGUCGUUGAUGUUAUUACUUCUUUAUUUGCUGUUCCAGGUGGCUUCUUAUAUGAAUUAGUUGCUUCUGUUGGUGUGGAUACUGCCACUAAAACCGUUGUUCAAAGAGGUGAACCAACUGAUAAAUUCUCCAUUACCAAAUUAGAAGAUAUUGGUUUCACUGUUGUUUCUUUAAUCACUUUGCCAAUUGAUAAAUUACCUGAUACUUUAAGAAUCCUGAGUGAUGUUAUCAGUUUCCAAGAUGUAAUUGAUAAAUAUGAAAAGAGUCAUGAUGUGAAAUUAACCGUUACCAAAACAAUCUCUAAAGAACAAACAUUAAAAGAUUUACAAGAAAAAUACGCUACUGGGUUUGAGUUCAAAGAUUUCUUCUUUUAUUUACAUUCCAUUGCAGCUUUAGGUUUAGACAAAGGGUUAUAUUAUAGUGAAGUUCAUAAUGAGUUAGUUAACCCUGGUGAAAAAUAUUGGAAAUGGGGUAAAUUUUAAACGACUUGAAUCUCACCGACCUUUUAAGCGAAAAUAUUAAACUUUCA
Messenger RNA from Scheffersomyces coipomensis, 1112 nucleotides. RefSeq names its product Cip1p (gene CIP1). The record is from RefSeq and is a predicted model, not a curated record. The coding region runs from base 175 to 1065 and encodes 296 amino acids. The transcript has a single exon. Lineage: Eukaryota; Fungi; Ascomycota; Pichiomycetes; Serinales; Debaryomycetaceae.